Papaver somniferum (opium poppy) is the source of this 1433-nucleotide messenger RNA. RefSeq names its product GDSL esterase/lipase LIP-4-like. The transcript has 5 exons. Gene Ontology annotation, molecular function: hydrolase activity, acting on ester bonds. The record is from RefSeq and is a predicted model, not a curated record. Bases 161 to 1246 code for a protein of 361 amino acids. NCBI's taxonomy places the organism in Eukaryota, Viridiplantae, Streptophyta, Magnoliopsida, Ranunculales, Papaveraceae.
UGGUCCUAUUAAUGCAUGUGUCUCUUUUAGGAAUUCUUCUGUCUUCAUAUUUUUGGUUUAAGAUACCACGAAUUUGACCAUCCAAGAACCUCUCUCUCUCUCUCACACACACACAGAGGAACAUGAACUAGUGUCAUCUCACUAUACUAGCACUGGUAUAAUGAAGAUCUUUGCAAUUCUUCUUCUUCUUUCUCCUCUUUUUCUUUUGGGUGUCCUGGUUGUCGAGUCCCAGUGCACAAAAAACCCAGUUAUUUUCAACUUUGGGGACUCCAAUUCGGACACUGGUGGCUUAUCUGCUGGAACUGGAUCCAUUUUUGGACCACCUAAUGGCAGGGCAUUCUUUCACUCUUCCACUGGUGGUCGAUUAUCUGACGGUCGCCUAGUUAUCGAUUUUCUCUGUGAACACAUUCAUACAAGCUAUUUGACACCAUACUUGCAAUCUUUGGAUCCAAAUUUUAGUAACGGAGCAAAUUUUGCGAUUAGUGGCGCAUCCACUCUACCUGAAUACGUUCCCUUCUCUUUAGAUGUUCAAAUCCUUCAGUUUCGCAGAUUCCGGUCUCUCUCUAUUGAACUUGUAUCUCGAGGUAAGAAAGGUUUUGUGAACAAACGAGGGUUUGAAAACGCGCUAUACACUUUCGAUAUCGGGCAAAAUGACCUUUCUGGUGCAUUCGGAUACUUAUCGUACAACCAAGUAGUCCAGAGAAUUCCAUUAUUCAUUGCUGAAAUCAAAUCUGCUAUUUGGUCUAUAUAUCAAAAUGGUGGAAAGAAUUUCUGGAUACAUAAUACUGGUCCAUUGGGAUGUUUGCCUCAAAGACUCUCUUCAACAAAUCAUAGUUCGGCAGAUCUUGACCAACAUGGAUGCCUUCGAACACUUAAUGACGCUGCGAAAGCCUUUAAUGAAAAAUUGCACGCCCUUUGCGAAGAGUUAAGAUCCGCAAUGAAGAAUGCAACUAUUGUCUAUACGGAUAUCUUUGCCAUCAAAUAUGAUCUCAUAGCCAACUCUGCAAAAUAUGGUUUCAAGAAUCCAUUAAUGGCAUGCUGUGGAUAUGGAGGGCCACCUUACAACGUGAACAAUAAGGUUGGAUGUGGUCAAACUGGUUACAACGUGUGCGCACAAGGAACACAAUGCAUCAGCUGGGAUGGUGUUCAUUACACCGAAGCUGCCAAUUCAUUUGUUGCAUCCAGAAUAUUAUCUACAAAUUACUCUACACCGAAACUCAAAUGGGAUUAUUUCUGUAAUACCUGAUCUUCACUAUAUAAUUCAUCAACUACUCAAAUAAGCAAGACCAUGAGAAUCUGGUUCCAAGUUUAGAACCAAAUAUAUGGAGUAUUUGGUCGUACAGUUUUGUACUGUUAAUGCAUUUUAUAUAUAAAUGAAGAUAGACAGCAAAACACUUGGAACACAUGAGCUUGUAAAAUAAGUGAUCAAGACA